AUGGACGACGACUACGUUGUGGAGGUGCUUGCCCGCGAGGCCCGCGACAGCUCUCAGAGAUAUCGGACGGAUGGGCUCAGCGCAUAUAUGCCGCAAAGACCUACUGGCAACGCACCCAAACCAAAUACCCGAUUCCUGCGACAUCUGAUCAAAGAGACAGACAGUCAUAAUACCUCCCUGAAGCGCAAGGAGGAGAGGGAGGCAAGAGAUCGUCUACGCCAUCUGAGGUCUCAUCCUCAAGACCUGUCGACAUCAAAGUCUACUCCGUCCACCCGCAGACCUGACCCUCGAUCUAGUACGUCGGAGCUGGCAAGAAGCCAUGGCGAGGAGCAGCGAGUCCGCUCGAGUCGAGAUCAGCAUGAGAGUCGUUCACGACGGAGACACCACGCACGUGAUUUGUGUGCCGAGAGAGAUCGGUCCAUACGUCCCGACCUCCGAGAUGAGUCGCGUGGCCGAUCCUCGAGAGAUCACCGUGCCCGUCGAGAACGCAGCCAAGACCGUCAUGCGUCUCCUCAAAACCCCCGCUCCGGCCGAGGGAGACCUCGUUCACGCUCACGCAGCCGAUCCCCUCGGCGGGACAGGAGUUCGGGGCAUCGUAGCCAUCCCAAUACCCGCCGAUCAAAGUCUCCAUCGAACAAGCAGUCCCAUUCACGACGGUCAAGGACAGAACGCCGAUCAGAGGGUACCGAACGUCACAGAGAUCGGCUACCUCUCAAAUCACAUUCCUCUUCGACUCGAACCUCAACCAAUCCUCGCAAACAGACACAAGAGUCGCCGUCGAUCUCCACCACCCCUUCAACUCUACGGCGUGACUAUCCCGAAGACGAUUCGGACCCUCUGGAAGAUCUCGUUGGUCCGUUGCCUCCACAUAUUCAUGGCGAGGGCGCUGCCCCUAUUAUUUCGCGUGGCCGGGGUGCAUACAAGCCCAGCGCCAGCGCCAUUGAUGCCCACUUUGCUCCGGACUACGAUCCUACAGACGAUCUUCCAUCUGAUGAUGACCGGGUUACGUCUCUAAACAAGAGUUCCCGCCGACCCGUUGCAGGUCUCAUGACUGCAGAUGACGAUUGGGAUAUGGCGCUCGAGGCACUGCGCGACCGACAGCGCUGGAAACAAAAGGGGGAAGAGAGGCUACGUGCUGCGGGGAUGAACGAGGUGACGAUCGAUCGGUGGAAGAACAAUGCCGCGUUCACGGGGGCGGCCAGCAACGAGGACAAUCCCGAGAAUGUGCGUUGGGCAAAGAAGGGUGAAGGUCGAGAGUGGGAUCGGGGGAAGGUGAUGGAUGAAGAUGGGCAUAUUGAUGUCCGAGCUGCAUGGUGA
Messenger RNA from Penicillium daleae, 1317 nucleotides. RefSeq lists its product as uncharacterized. The transcript is spliced from 2 exons. The coding region runs from base 1 to 1317 and encodes 438 amino acids. Lineage: Eukaryota; Fungi; Ascomycota; Eurotiomycetes; Eurotiales; Aspergillaceae. The record is from RefSeq and is a predicted model, not a curated record.